AUGGCGCCGUUCAAGUUUCCGCCUCCACCACCGCCGCCCAAGGCUACGUCCAGCGAGCAGCCAUAUGCAAAUCAAAGAGGAGGGCACAAUCGAGGAGGCGCAGAUCGUGGUCGCGGGAGAGGUGGUAACCAGAACCGAGGUGGCAGCUUCCAUAGUGUUGGAGAGAAUACAAGGGGAGGCCAUGGACAUAAUCGUGGACGGGGAGAUGGGCGCGGUAGAGGAGGCCAACGCGGAGGCCAAGGAGGAGGUCAACAGCACAAUAGAGGCGGUGGAAACCACAAUGGAGGCUUCAAUGCAAACCAUGGACAACAUCAGUCUAACGCACCGCCAAUUCCUGCAUCCCCUCACGCCUACGUCAACCCGGCCUUCGCGGGGAAUGCGCCAACUCAAAGCCAGGCACAGCAACCAUUCGACCCCAACGCUCUGGCACAAGUCAUGUCUUACAUGUCGACACCCGCUGGCGUGCAGUCAAUGGCUGCGUUUGCCAAUCAUAUGACAGGUGCCGGAAACGCAAGUCCUUCAUACCCGCCGCCCUCUUCCCCCCAAUAUCAGCAACCCGACGCUCGGUAUUCUCCAUCACAACAUGCAGGUCAGAAGCGGAAACUCGGCGACCGCAAUAAUAAUACAAGACAGCAAGGCUCGAAACCACCGAGAGCCAAAGCUGCCGUCCCUCCACAAGUACCCAGCUUUGGCUUCGCUCUGCCGCCCCCGUCCGCGGUACAACCUGGCAACAAGAAGCGCAGGGUCAACCUGGGACUCUCGAAGCAGCAUGUUUCCGAAGAGAGCAGCGACGAAGAAGACAUCGACGAAGAGGCGGCAUUUGCACAGAAGCUCAAGGGUGGCGGCUUUGUAUUCGAACAUGAAGGGGAAAUGAUCAGCGUACAGACAGAUGCAGAAUUGGCGGAAUGGAGGAAAGAUCGAAGAAGGCAUUUCCCCACAGAGAAGAGUAAAAUAGAAAAGGCUGAGGAGGCUGCCAGGAAACGCGCGGCUGAGCUCGACUUUCUGCGCAAGUUGCAAGGGAAACCACCCAAAGAACACCAUGUCGAUACCCAAGUCCGGCCCACCAAGUCUCGCUAUACAAGCAAAGAAGACCAGGCGAAGAAAGAGAACGAGAAACAGAGACAAGAAGAACUUGCUGCUCUAAGAAAGAAGCUACACGAAAGCAUGAUAAAGAAGCAAGCAGCGCCGAGAGUAGAUUUGGGCCUCGGAUACGCCAGUGACACCGCUUCGGAGGAAGAGAGCUCGGUCCUGUCGGAGUCGUCGAUAGUUUCGAGUUCAGAGGAGUCUGAGGAGGAUUCCGAAUCCGGAUCAGACGAUAGUGACGAAGCACCGGCAUUCACAUCGUCGAAGAUAGCUCCACCGCCCGUCAAGGUUCCGCCACCUCAUCCUGCAGCGCCACAAUCUCAUACAAAGAGCACCAACCUAUGUUCAAACUGGAAGAGGAGUGGAAAGUGUCCGUAUAUCAGCAAGUGCAAGUACCAGCACCCGCCAAAGGAAGACGAAAACAAGCUUGUGGGAUUGUACGAGCGCAUGGUAGAACAAGAGCUUGUCAAGGCGGAUCAACUGGCGCUUGAUGCAAUCAAGUACCUGGGACAGCACGGCUUCUUAGGGUGA
Molecule: messenger RNA, 1614 nt
Organism: Pyrenophora tritici-repentis Pt-1C-BFP
Lineage: Eukaryota; Fungi; Ascomycota; Dothideomycetes; Pleosporales; Pleosporaceae
Product: NUFIP1 multi-domain protein
Molecular function (GO): metal ion binding
Source: RefSeq, a predicted model, not a curated record